Molecule: messenger RNA, 1325 nt
Organism: Xylona heveae TC161
Lineage: Eukaryota; Fungi; Ascomycota; Xylonomycetes; Xylonales; Xylonaceae
Product: cytochrome c and c1 heme-lyase
Exons: 2
Coding region: 124-1086 (320 amino acids)
Biological process (GO): cytochrome c-heme linkage
Cellular component (GO): mitochondrion
Molecular function (GO): holocytochrome-c synthase activity
Source: RefSeq, a predicted model, not a curated record
CAUUCAAUCUGACAAUAAUACUCUCUCAAUUCUCGCUCAAUUCCUAUUAUAACCAAAACAUAGUUGACGAAAAUAAAUCUACUCGCUCAACCAGAGAUCAAUUCUUGAUACAAUUGGCCCGUCAUGGCCAACGACAGCGACGCCAGUGCUUGUCCCGUCGACCAUACUACCCGCACCGCUUGGCUCGAGCAGGCUCGCCAGCAACGUGAACAGCAGCAACCACAGCAAAAGCCAGCGCCUCCAGAAGCAUGUCCUGUGUCUGAAAAUCCUGCUGGCUCGUCUGAAUCAUGCCCGGUCGAUCACCACUCCUCCCUGCGCCCUGGCCAAGGCGCCAACACAAUCCCUGCAGUAGCAGCAACACAAGACACGCAGAAUUCUUCCUCGUGGCGUCUCUUUUCUUUUCCAAAAUGGGGAAGCUGGGGCGGUAACAAUAGCGAAAGCAACACCAGCAACACCAAGGCAAAGGCAGACACUCCUGUAGCUAUCCCUGUGCGACCGGAAAAUCUGCUCGCUACAGGCCGUGAAGUGUCCACCAUUCCCCGGGCGAUUCCCUCCGAAGACGCCGAGGGUUCGGCAUACGAUUCAGGCUCGCAUUCGCCCAUGGCAAACAAUGAACAGGAAACUGGCUCAGACAAGUCCUCGGGAAACUGGAUUUAUCCCUCGGAGCAAAUGUUCUUCAAUGCGAUGCGCCGAAAGAACUUUGACCCCCAUGCGGAGGACAUGAGGGCUAUUGUGCCCAUUCAUAAUGCCGUCAACGAGCGCGCGUGGAAGGAGAUUAAAGACUGGGAAAAGGGACAAGGUAGCGAUAAAUGUGGUGGCCCUCGAUUGUUAUCGUUCUCGGGAAUGGCAACCCAAAUGACCCCUCGUGCCCGCCUCAAUACUCUCAUGGGAUACCAGGCUCCGUUUGAUCGACACGACUGGAUCGUGGAUCGCUGCGGAACGAGGGUCGAGUACGUCAUUGACUUUUACUCUGGUCGUGAUGAAGGCAAAGCCGGCAAGAGCUUGAACUUUUAUCUCGAUGUCAGGCCCAAACUCAACACCUGGGAAGGCUGGCGAAUGCGCAUGUCCAAGUUCGUUGGAUUUUAAAUGGAUAAAUCCCCGGGGCUUCGAUAACGGAUCAAACCAUUGCCCAAGGGGAAUAUAUUCUCAUGGACUCUGGAUGGCCGAGAGGCAUUUGGCAUAGCAGCAUUGGCGUUCAUCAAGGUUCAUCAGUUUCAAGGACAUUUUACUAGGUCGGCCAUUGUAUAUUAUUAUCUGGUACUGUACUAUAUCGUAGCGUAUCGUCUUGUGUACAAUAAUCUUCACUCAAUCUUCUCCUGACCCGA